UUUUACUGUAUUUCGUGGAAUCUCAGCUCUUAGCGUCCACUCUUUUCCAUCGCCUCUGAUGAACCUCCCUCUCCUGCACACCUCGUCUUUUUCUGCUACUUUAAAACGUUGUCGCAUCAAUGUCUACAAAUUCACCCCACCGAAAAUAAUCUCCCGCUCCGUUUCUUCACGCCGGCGCCACCACCGUCGUCGUCUCCUCAAACACCACCCGGACGCCGAUCACCGCUCUCCUCCAACGGUCAAUCAAAACCUCCAAAUUGUCCUAACCGUUGACCGACUUUCAAACUCCAAACCAGUGACUUACAUAUCUGAACUCGUGGAUGCUUCUCAGUCGAAGCUCAGUCGGUUCAUUUAUGCCGCCGACGAUGCGUUUGAAAACCUUCGGACUCUUGUAACUGUGGAUGGAGCUACCAAACGAGUUGUUGUGUCGUGCCGGAGGUCGACGGUUCAUUUUCUAGGAUUUGUUUCUCUCAAGUUUGGUUAUUAUUUUUUUUUUAGGGUUUUGAUUAAAUUGUUAAUUGGAAAUAGUGAUAGUUUUAGUGAAAAUAAUGGUGGAGUAAUUUAUAGAAGGGAUCGGAGUUUGGGUGGUAGAGAAGUUGCUGUAGCGAAAGUAGAUACAAAUUUUAGAAAAAACGAAAACAAAAAGAAGGGAAGUGAAAACAAUAUCUUAAUGCUGAUGUUGGAGAGCGAAAAUGAGAUAAAGAGGCCGUUUUGGGAAAGGAGGAAGAAGAGGUCGGCAGAGAAACUGCCUCAAUGGUGGCCGGUCUCCAGUCAAGGUCCCGGUUUGCUGGUGGAGAAUAAAGAGGAGUAUCAGAUGAUGGCUAACCGGUUAAUUCAAGGUAAAGACCUAUAUUUCUCAAACUUGCAGUGUUGUGGUCAUACAUUUCUCUUCGAAUUACAGCUUAUACAUUUCCUUUCCAGCAUCAUGGACAAAAGAAUCAGAGGGGAAGACAUUUCAAUGGAUGAUAUAGUCCAAUUGCGCCGUAUAUGCAGAAUAUCUGGUGUGAGGGUUUUGAUUGAGGUGGAGAAUGCCCGAGAUUCAAUUUAUCGUGCAUCAGUUGACUUUGUUUUGCAGUGCUGUGAAAGGAUAGAAAAUCAAUCGGCUUUCAUUAACAUUGAUGGUGAGGAUGUCCACCAUUUCAUUGCUGGGCUCGCUGAAAACAUCGGUCUUGAGAACAGUCGUGCGUCAAGAAUGGUGUCGGCUGUGGCUGCACGUACUCGCUCCCGGUUCUUGCAGGCCUGGGCCCUGAAAAUACAAGGUAAUCAUUCUGAAGCAGUUGCUGAACUAUUAAAGAUAUGCCUCAUUCACAAGAUAUUUCCUCCUGAAGAGAGCUCGGCUGAGAUGGAAAUGGUUGCCCGAGGACUUGAAAAGCAGUUAAAUGUGGAUCAAAGAGAACUUUUGUUAAACAUGCUCAUUAGGACAUGUGGUGAAGGGACACGUAGAAGCAUGACUGAAGCUCUGGGUCUGAUACAACCACCUCAGAGUGAUGUUGAACAAGAAAAGAGGGUUUCUUAAGUUGCACAGGACAUUUUACAGCAGCUUCAAUCAAGCCUUGACGCUCGAAAAAUACAUAUUGUGUAUAUGAAUUAGUUAUUGUCUCCUCUUUGUUGCUUUAUUAAUAUUACAUUCCAUCAACAACUAUGAUGCAUACAUAUUUGACAAGCUUUUUGCUUCAAUUGAAGUCCAGUCUUAUGGAAUUCCAAGUUGCUCGCCUACUUUCA
This is a messenger RNA of Coffea arabica (coffee), 1722 nucleotides long. Lineage: Eukaryota; Viridiplantae; Streptophyta; Magnoliopsida; Gentianales; Rubiaceae. The record is from RefSeq and is a predicted model, not a curated record.